AAUCACAAGUUCCUAAAUAUACCGAAUAGGAACGAACGAAAGCCCAAUGAUUCCAGCUUUCGUUGCCACCUCCCUCUUGCCCUCCUUUGGCUUUACUCUCUCGCAAGCAAGCCUCGAAUCGGUGAGAUAGGUUGAGGAUGACCAAUCCCGGUGAAGAUCGCCGCCGCCGACCCUUGCACCACCGUCAUCCGCCUCAUGCUCCGGCGACUCGGUCGAAGGUCUCCAAACGGGUACUCCUCCGCGUCGCCUCCGUCGCCUGCGGGAUACAGUUCGGCUGGGCUCUUCAGCUCUCCCUCCUCACGCCGUACGUGCAGGAGCUAGGGAUUCCACAUGCGUGGGCGAGUGUGAUUUGGCUAUGCGGUCCGCUCUCGGGCUUGUUCGUGCAACCCCUCGUAGGACACAGCAGCGAUCGGUGCACGAGCAGGUUCGGCCGUCGCCGGCCGUUCAUCGUCGCCGGAGCUGUGUUGAUUGCCGUCGCCGUGCUGAUCAUCGGCCACUCGGCGGACAUCGGGUGGGUGUUUGGGGAUACAGAAGGGAAGAUUCGAGCGAGAGCGAUUGUGGCGUUCGUUUUCGGGUUUUGGAUCCUCGAUGUUGCGAAUAACAUGACUCAGGGUCCCUGUAGAGCUCUUCUCGCUGAUCUCACUGAGAAAGACAACCGCAGGACCCGUGUAGCAAAUGCUUACUUCUCACUCUUCAUGGCUAUUGGCAACGUUCUUGGCUAUGCUACUGGAUCGUACAGUGGUUGGUAUAAAGUCUUCCCAUUUACGAAGACUGUCGCAUGCAAUGUGGAAUGUGCCAAUCUCAAGUCUGCCUUCUACAUAGAUGUAGUUUUUAUUGCGAUAACUACGUGGUUAAGUGUUUCUGCUGCUGACGAGGUGCCUCUUGCUUCAUUGCCUUCUGAAGCACAUGGGCAAUCUAGUAGCACCCAGGAAGCUUUCAUGUGGGAAUUGUUUGGGACUUUCAAAUAUUUCCCAGGAAUCGUUUGGGUAAUCCUGCUGGUUACAGCAUUGACUUGGGUCGGAUGGUUUCCGUUUAUUCUCUUUGACACAGAUUGGAUGGGUCGGGAGAUCUAUGGUGGCGAACCAAACCAAGGUACUUACUAUAGUACUGGUGUCAGGAUGGGUGCACUUGGUUUGCUGUUGAAUUCUGUUUUUCUUGGAAUCACUUCGGUGCUCAUGGAGAAACUUUGCAGAAAGUGGGGGGCCGGUUUUGUGUGGGGAAUAUCAAACAUCCUAAUGGCUCUCUGCUUUCUUGCUAUGGUUGUCACCUCCUUUGUUGCGUACCACCUGGAUUACCUCGGCCAUGAUUCACCGCCUGCUGGCAUUGUAUUCACAGCACUAUUCAUUUUUUCGGUUCUUGGCAUUCCACUGGCGAUAACUUACAGUGUCCCAUAUGCGUUGAUUUCUAUUCGUAUUGAGUCCUUGGGACUCGGUCAAGGCUUGUCUUUGGGUGUGCUGAAUUUAGCUAUUGUGAUCCCACAGGUAAUUGUAUCUGUUGGCAGUGGUCCGUGGGAUCAACUGUUUGGUGGAGGGAAUUCACCGGCUCUUGCCAUAGGAGCGGUUGCGGGUUUCAUCGGUGGAAUUAUAGCCAUCGUAGCUAUUCCUCGAACUCGUGUUCAGAAGAGCACUCCUCUUCCAUGAAGUUCUUUCACUGCACAAAAGGCGGACUAUAUUUCUACGAGGAUUAGACGAGUAUACAAAGAGGAAUGAUGAAAGCGAGUUUACGGCGAACAUUUAUCAAACUUAAGCUAGGAAAAAAAUGACCUGAGAGAUUGCAUUUAACAUGAACCUUGUCAAAGCGCAACAGCUUCAUUUAGACAUACUGUGUGGCUAAAAGCCUUUAUUCAGGCUAGGACCUAAGCGCUUUCUCCGGAAAGUUUACGGUAAAACAACGACAUCAUUGGAAACACGAGGUAUUUGUAUGUCUCCUUUAUUAUUGCCCGAUUUUCGGGAUUUGUUUUUUUUUUUUCCGCAUCCAGGGGUCAUCCUUGUGUGUUACACUGUUAUUUGCCUUGCUCCCAAAUGUUUCCAUGUACAUUAAAAGUAAAAUAUGUUUUGUAAUGGUUUAUUAGUGCAUGGUGGUGUAUGAAUGAGUGUAUCUUUCUAACAAUGAAGAUGCUGCUUUGGUAAUA
Molecule: messenger RNA, 2131 nt
Organism: Tarenaya hassleriana
Lineage: Eukaryota; Viridiplantae; Streptophyta; Magnoliopsida; Brassicales; Cleomaceae
Product: sucrose transport protein SUC4-like
Exons: 6
Coding region: 138-1640 (500 amino acids)
Biological process (GO): sucrose transport
Cellular component (GO): plasma membrane; vacuole
Molecular function (GO): sucrose:proton symporter activity
Source: RefSeq, a predicted model, not a curated record